AUGGGCAAUUUCCCGUCUGUUCAUUCGGUUCCAUCCACGGCAGUGGCACAAGAUAUCGAUCUACUCAAGAAUCUAUUUCCAAACAAAUUCAAGGUAGAAACUACAUCCACCAAAAACAAGGACGGCACGGCCACCCUCUUUGCCAAUGAUGGAAAUGUGACACUCAUCUUGGUGGCAACACCAACAACAACACCAGUCGCCACGGCCAUGGUCAUCGAGGCAAACGACUUGAAAGCCGUCAUGAAACGACAACAACAACAAACCAUGAAUGGGAAUAAUGACGUGGGGGGUAUCACCACCGACAUCCGACUGCCAGGGGGGUCCAUCUUGGUGCUGAUCACUCCUGCCAUGGUGGGAACGACAGCUGCCAGACAACGACUGGCAGAAAUUUUAACGGGACACUGCAACCCAUCCAACAAUAAUAGCAUGGAUGGUCACAGCAAGAGUAGCUCCCCACGGACCGUCAUGGGAGAGGAUUCGAUGGAGGAUACCGAAAACUUUACACUCAAUGCACGAGAGGGAGUGCCCUUUGAAACAGAUCUAUUUGCGGGAAAAGUACUGGCGUUGCUGCGACCUACCAACCCGGCACUGGACGAUCCCUAUUGGAAUGAAAAGAUUUGGAAACACAAACAGAGGCGAGUAAUUAUUCAAGUACAGGGGAAAUUCAAAGCCGCACCCAAAGGCAUUCUUUUUGCGGGAGGGGAAGUGUCGGAUCCCAUGAAGUUGGGGCUUUUGGCAAAAGGUCUCACCAGGGUACUCCUCAAAUUGCUCAAAUCCUUCUAUCCCACCAUUCACACAUCCUUUGGCGACAAGGAGGAAUUGGCACACAUUGUGGUGCCCGCCUAUCGAUUCUUUGAACGGCUGGUGGUCACCAAACCGGGAGAAACUCUACCGAAAAUGGGAGAACCUUUUGACGAAUCACCCAAAUCCAUCAAGGCACGCAAAUCUUCGCAGUCUACCGGGGAAUGGAACACCACCGACACGUACUCCAUGAGCUUUUUCUCCAUGUACAUUGACUUACCAAGCUGGUCCGUCGUCAACAUUCCCAUGUCCAACGACAUGCCGUUGAGUACCUUUUGGGGCAAGUCUUCCUUACAGAUUUGCUUUUAUGAUCGUGACGCACCCGAUGCCGUUGAAAAACAUUUACCGCAAUACAACAAUUACGGAUUUGCCGUCAACAUUCGACAUCUUGGAGCAUCCGCAGCUGCAACGAAAUCGUCGUCGCAGUCAAAGAAGUCUUCGGUUGUGGAUAGGGUUCCCAAUAGCGAUGAUGAAAAUGAUGUGGAAGACAUGACCUCUCGAGAGGAUGAUGCCAGAGGAAACAUUUUGGAUUGGACCGAAGCGCCGCUCCGGGAUCGGGAGCUCCACAACCACAGCAGCAACAACUUUAUGCCGCACAGCGAUAGCCAAAUUUUUGAUGUGGACGAACAAGAUGCGGAUGAGGUCUCCGUGUUUGACAUUAACCAAUUCUUUGAUGCCGAAGAGUACAGGGAGCCCACCGAGGAAUUGGUGGUGGACAAGACUAUUUCCGGAUCCACCGUGUCUUCCAUGCCGCCCGAAGAGCUAACCAGCGUCGACAAUCUAUGUCCCGCUUGGAUGGAGAUGCUCGUGCACAGAGGGAAUUAUGCUCGAACCUACGCAUUCAAUCUUCCAGAGUCUUCGGACACUGUCUUUCGCAAAGCCGAUUGGAUGCUCAAUCUCUAUGGCAGCAAAGGACCCAACGACUGCUUGCCUCUCUCGACUCGUUUGUCUUCCGCAGAGCAGACACGGCGGCAUUUGGGGCAACUUAUUUCAUCUAGCGUUGGAGACGCAAGCAACAAACGGAGACUGGAGACCGUCCGGACGGCGAAAACGCCGUACGAUGAUCAAUUCUUGAAGCGCAAGAAACCGUCCAUACCCGAGAAGUCCAGAGUGCAUGCCUCGUGCUUUGUUGCCCGAGCUCUCAGCGACCAUCACUGGAUAGAGGAGUGGGCCAACAUUACAGAACGAGGCGUCAACUUUUACCACCCGGAACGAAAAAAGGCAAACCACCGUGUCGGCAUCCAGAGCAUCACCAAAGUCAACAAACUGGAUUCGAACUUGUCUCCAAAGUUUCCCAACUACUCGUUCUUGUCGCUUGAAACAUUGGGCAGAACAACGUACCUGAUGUUUGCGUCGGAAACUGACCGAGACGACUGGGUGAGAGUCAUUUCAAGGCUUGCCAAGCUAGCACCCAGCGCCGUGGACUCGAUGGAGACGGAAUCUGAGGGGCAUGCUUCCACUGCUCUACUCGAGCUGCAAAACCCCAAAGACGAAUUCCUACACAAGAGCUCCCUGUGGGACUUUAAACACCGUCGCGUGCUCAACUGCAGACGAUUCUCGUUUCGUGCACGAGAGAAGGCGUCUCGACAGGAUCCCUUGUCGCUUGCUGAAGAUGCCCUUCGUAAAGCCCUGGAUCCCAGAAACGAGUCCGAUGAUGACAUUCUGGUUUCCUUCUUGGACAGUGCAGCAAAGCUGAAAGAAGCCAAUGUCCACGGGCUUGGGGAAGAGGAGCGCCUUGCGUUCUUCUUGAAUGUCUAUCACACAAUGGUGAUGCAUGCGUACUUGGUACUGGGUACACCGGCAUCCAGUUUUCAAUGGAUUUCAUACUUCAACAGUAUUUCCUACCAAUGCUCCGAUGAUAUCUUCUCCCUCGCCGAAUUAGAGCACUGUAUAUUACGGUCUCCUAUGUCCUACCCCACCCAGUUCCUGUCGAGGUUUGCUAUUCCCAAGUCUUCCUACUCAUUUGCACUCACCAGGAGUGACUAUCGGAUCAACUUUGGCCUCAAUUGCGGAUCCAUGAGCAACCCGAAAUGUGUUCCAGUUUUCAAGGUGACAUCCCUCAAUCAACAGUUGAAUGAUGUGUCACGUCUCUAUCUUGCCGCUGCUGUGAAGGUCAAGAAGCGAAGCAAUCGAGAUGUUGAAGUGUGCUUGCCGCGAAUAUGCUUGUGGUUUGCGGAUGAUUUUGGGUCCAGCAACACUGACGUCUUGAGGAGGGUAACUCCGUUCUUGACCACGGACGUGCAGGACUUUCUCAAGUCGAUUGAAGCAGGCAAAAGGGGGAAGUGUCACGUCUCUGUCAAGUAUCUCAAUUACAGUUUUGAAUGCCGAAAGUUGACGUUGACGCCUGAUGCUGGGAGCUGUUCGUGA
This is a messenger RNA of Seminavis robusta, 3168 nucleotides long. NCBI's taxonomy places the organism in Eukaryota, Bacillariophyta, Bacillariophyceae, Naviculales, Naviculaceae. The record is from the annotation of a GenBank genome assembly.